Molecule: messenger RNA, 261 nt
Organism: Dicrocoelium dendriticum
Lineage: Eukaryota; Metazoa; Platyhelminthes; Trematoda; Plagiorchiida; Dicrocoeliidae
Source: the annotation of a GenBank genome assembly
AUGAAGGGUGUUUGGAUUCCUUCUAGGAGUUGCUCUAUUGUUCGUUUGUCACGCUCGCUUGAUAUUUCUCGCUCAUAUGCGAUGUCGGCCACCUUUCGGGGUUCGCGCACAUACGUCCUAAUGUUUUAUCCUGGCCACUGGUAUCGGGAGUCGAAUUCGCUGCGUCGGGGAGCAGGUAAAGCAGGAGGGUCCAGUAGGUGGCGCAAGGCAAAGAGCGUCUCGGUCGUGACUUCUUUCUCCAGAAUUCUACUAUCAUCAACG